Messenger RNA from Trematosphaeria pertusa, 593 nucleotides. Its product is annotated as DUF167-domain-containing protein. Gene Ontology annotation, cellular component: cytoplasm. Lineage: Eukaryota; Fungi; Ascomycota; Dothideomycetes; Pleosporales; Trematosphaeriaceae. The transcript has 3 exons. The coding region runs from base 65 to 427 and encodes 120 amino acids. The record is from RefSeq and is a predicted model, not a curated record.
CUGACCUUCCUUAUUCACUAUCAAAGCACCAGUCACAUGGUCUGAGUUCCAUCCAAUACCGACCAUGUUUACCCCUGCUAUCCGCUUCAUCGCCGCCAAACGGGCAAAAGCUCAGGGUGGCUCCAUUCAAUUGCUUUGCCAUGUCAAGCCGGGCGUUAACGCUAAUAGAGAGGGUAUCGCAGCUGUGUCGAAUGAGGCCAUCGAGGUCUGCGUCGCUGCACAGGCAAGAGAAGGGGAAGCUAACAAGGCUGUGAGGGAACUGUUAGCUGAAGUUCUCAACGUGCCCAAGUCCGAUGUCGAAAUCGCAAAGGGGAUGAAGGGCCGAGAGAAGACCGUCAUAAUCAGCAACAUCGCAACCAAGAACAAGACGCCAGAAGAAGAGAUUGAGAGGAUUAGGAUUAUAUUGCAAGAGAGCGUGGCUCGUUAGUGGAUUUGUUCAUUAUCGGCUCAGAACAUACCGGUCAGAGCGCUGAAACCCAGGCACUCGGGGCUGAGGGUCACAUUCGGGCGCUGGCCGUACACCUGCCAUGGUUUGCCUUCCACCGGGCAUGCAACGAGACCGCCGUCAAAGGUGAGAUGGCCGAAACUUUCAC